Molecule: messenger RNA, 1728 nt
Organism: Didymodactylos carnosus
Lineage: Eukaryota; Metazoa; Rotifera; Eurotatoria; Philodinida; Philodinidae
Source: the annotation of a GenBank genome assembly
AUGGCAUCAAAUAUUAAACAAGACUCCGUAUCUAUUGUGAAUGAAACUGAAUCAAAUUCAACAAAUAUUAUCAGUGAUGAUAAACCGAAUAGUAAUGAUUUAUUAUUUGAAUCAGAUGAAAUAUCAUCAGACGAACAAUUGUCUCAAAUUCUUGCUACAAUUAAUCAAACAUCUGAUGAUCGAACAACAACACCAACUUCAGAAACAAGUGAUACGGUUGAUAAUGCUGUAACUGUUGAACAAAAACCAGAAAAAACUCGAAAUAUUCAAACACCUAUUGGAGCUAAACUAGCGAAGAAACUAGAAACAUUUGCAAAUAAAAAAUCAGCCGAGGAUAAUAAACAAAAUCAAGCAAACGGAAAAACAACAACAACUCCAGCAGCAUCGUCAACAACCGCAACAACAAAUUCAUCUGAAUCUGAGAGUAAACGACGUACAGAAAAAGCAGCUAAGAAUAUAAUGAAAAACUUAUCAGAUUCUGAUCCACAAAAGAAUUUAAUGUCAUUAUGUAUCAAAUUAGCCGAAAUACAAGAACAACAUCGUGUAACAUGUGCGAAAGUGAAUGAAUUAGAAAAACGUUCAAAUGUGAUAAUGCGUGAACGUGAUCAAGCAUUACUGGAGAAUGGUCGUGUAACAGCAGCCAAAGCAAAACUGGAAAGUUUAUGUCGUGAAUUACAUCGUCAUAAUCAACAAAUUCGUGAUGAAAGUAUGCAACGUCAACGAGAAGAUGAAGGUAAACGGAAAGAAUUAGCAACAAAAUUUCAGACAACAAUAGAUGAAAUUGCUGCACAGUUGAGUAAUUAUAGUGAGAAAAGUAGUAGUUUACGAGAACAGAAUGUUCAAUUAUCUGAACAAUUAGCAGUUGUAGUGAAAGAUUAUGAUUUACGUGAAAAAGAAGUUGAAGCGGCAUUGAAACAAAAAGAAUUAGAAUUACGUUUAACUGAAGCUAGUUUAGAACAAACACGUUUAUUAUUAACGGAACGAACGGAAUUGAUUAAACAAGAGCGACAAGUUUCGGAAGCAGAACGUCUCGUUUUAUUUAAAAAAUGUGAAGAAUUGGCAGCAUCAGAAUUAGGUCUAAGACAACAAGUAACCAUUUAUUCAGAACGUUAUCAAGAAUUUCAAAAUGCUAUAACACAAAGUAGUCAAAUGGUCACAUCAUGUCAUGCUGAAAUAGAAAAAAUGGGAAAAAAAAUUAAAAAACUAGAGAAAGAACGUACAGAUUUUCAACAUCGUUGGCAGUUAGCUGAACAAAAUCAGAAAAAAUCAGCCGAUGAGGUAAAUGAAUUUGAAAAAGAAAAACGACUACUGGAAAUAAAAAUGGAUAAAUUAGAAAAAUUAAGUCGAGCAUUGCAACAAGAGCGUGGAGAAUUGCAAAUUACAAUUAAAAGUCUUACAAAAGCGUCAUCUUCAUCGCCUAUAACAACAUCGAAUGGUAAUAAUAGUGGUCACCAUGAAUCGUCACUAUCGUCUCAAGUAAUAAUCGCUCAAACAACAGAGAACACUAACGAUUCUGAUGCAACAAACAGUGCUGCAGUUGCCGAUGAUAAUUUUUCAUCAUUUACUCCCAUUGUUAUACAAGAAAAUGACGAAACUAAAAACCCAACAUCAGUUGAACAAUUAUCCUCUCCUCAACCAAUAACUCAUUCGUUGUCGUCGGACAUAGCAGGUUCACCAAAUUUAUAUAAUGAUAGUGAAUUAAGCAGUUUUGUUAAAACUGUUGAUUAG